UUGUGGAAAUAUAGAGCAACAGAUGUUCUCCAUAUUUCUUUUCUUCUCUACAUUAAGCCAUAUAUAUAAAAACACCUAUAAACACAUAUACAUGUAAGCAAUGUGCAAGUAUAUCGACGAUGAACAAACACAAAAUUUGAAGUUUGUGUUUCUGAUAUGAAAUAUCCAACAAUUCCUACGAAAAGAUCUUCAAAUAGGCUUAGCAGGAGAACCCUCCGAUGUCUUUCAAAGGAGGUGUAUGGCUUUCUGGCAUUACUGGCCAUCUGCACUGCGACUAUUGGGACUUUCCUGCUCAUAUUCGGACUGAAGAAGAUUCUGAUUUUUGACACUCUAUCCACGGAGGUAUUGGUCGCCAGCGGCGCAUUUUUUAUACUUUUUGGGGGUUUACUUUUGUGUCUUUCAAUUGUCAUCUACCAGCGGGAACGUCGAAAGAAAAACAUCUGUUGUUGGUGUUGCCAAGACAACGAAGAUGACGAGUGGGUUUAUGGGAUAGAAGACGACGCAAGUGUCAGUCUGUCGGGGUCGUCUUACAUAGACUACGAAAUGACGACUAUCAAACCAGAAUCUGCCAGACAUUUCAACGAUGCAAGCUUCGAUUGCGGUUGCUCCUGUUGGCUCUGUGACAAUCUUAAUUCGGACACCAAUCUUCCAAAGUCCUUAAUGUAAUACAGGAAAAAAGGGCCAAGAAAACAAAUAAGUCAGAGAUAUUCCUUCCUUUGAUAAAUUGUAAUUAAUGAAGACCUCGCAAGUUGUUAUAACUUGUGUCAUAACCAUUUGUAUAUGCAUGUGUUAUAUAUAUAU
Messenger RNA from Magallana angulata, 801 nucleotides. RefSeq lists its product as uncharacterized. The record is from RefSeq and is a predicted model, not a curated record. The transcript has 2 exons. Lineage: Eukaryota; Metazoa; Mollusca; Bivalvia; Ostreida; Ostreidae. The coding region runs from base 157 to 666 and encodes 169 amino acids.